AUGAGAGGCGUCGUGCCCGCGGUCUUGGAACAGGGUCAUGAAGCCAUCGUUGUCGGCGCAGUUUUCGCAGCCCUUACAACCUUCACGGUUUUCCUUCGAUUUCUGACCAACAUACAAACACGGUCAAAAUUCAGUUGGAGCGAAGGUACAUUACUGCUUGCACAAAUUCUUUACAUUGCGGAGUAUGCAGUGCAGGCGUGGGGACUGGACCACGGGACCAAGAUCAGGAGUGCUACGGAUGGCAGACUUGCCAUUUACUUGCAGUCAAUAUACAUUGGCGCACUCUUCUACUUUCCCGUGAUCUUGUUGACCAACUUAUCAAUCCUUUUCCUUUACAGAAGGCUCUUCCCAGUCGAAUCAUUCAAGCGAUGGUCGGCUAUUCUCAUGGUAUGCCACAUUGUGUGGUUCAUUCCAUCUUUCGUCGUCCAAACAGCCAUGUGCACUCCACCGAGUGUAAUGUGGCAGCGACCCGACCUCAUCAAGGAUAAAUGCAUACCAUACGCCACAUUCUUCAUCGUUGUAUGUUCGUUCGAGUUGGUACUCGAUGCUGCCAUCUUAGCGAUGCCCUGCUUUUACAUUGUGAAUUUACAUCUUCCGUGGCAACGACGAAUGGAGCUGCUUGUAAUUUUCCUCUUGGGUGGGCUCGUCAUCGUCACAGGUGUACUACGAAUCAGACUCAGCAUAGAGCCCGGAUCCACCGCGAUCGACUUCAUGCACGACAUCCUUUGGCUCGAUAUCCACGCCGGCAUCGCACUCGUGUGUGCAUGCCUCCCCACAUAUCGACCCCUCAUCGUCAAGGCCUCGUCGGUCGUAUCUGGUAGCGUAAGCAAGAUCUUCAGCUCCAAGGAUCAGUCGACGGAUGCCAGUUCCAAACCAUCGGACAGCAGCGCGACGCAAAAGCAUGCGAAGAUGUCGGACGGCACAAUCGGAUCGUCCCCUCCGAUGAGGAAAAAGUAUGACGAGCUUGGCAGCAUAGAUGAAGUUGGCCUCGUCGAAAUGGAAACAAAGUCGGCGUAUAGUGCAGUGUCGAGUAUUGUUUGA
Aaosphaeria arxii CBS 175.79 is the source of this 1041-nucleotide messenger RNA. RefSeq lists its product as uncharacterized. Lineage: Eukaryota; Fungi; Ascomycota; Dothideomycetes; Pleosporales. The coding region runs from base 1 to 1041 and encodes 346 amino acids. The record is from RefSeq and is a predicted model, not a curated record. The transcript is spliced from 4 exons.